Molecule: messenger RNA, 6929 nt
Organism: Larimichthys crocea (large yellow croaker)
Lineage: Eukaryota; Metazoa; Chordata; Actinopteri; Sciaenidae
Gene: mdga1
Product: MAM domain containing glycosylphosphatidylinositol anchor 1
Exons: 18
Coding region: 701-3580 (959 amino acids)
Biological process (GO): synapse organization; homophilic cell-cell adhesion
Cellular component (GO): axon; plasma membrane; neuronal cell body
Molecular function (GO): axon guidance receptor activity; protein binding
Source: RefSeq, a predicted model, not a curated record
CAGCCCUCUCUCUCCCUGCACAGACAGGGGCGGUCGUUCUCAGUCAGCGCACAUAUUCCACUUGGCCAGCGUCACUUGGAGUCCACAGACACAGUGCUGAUUGAACGAGCGGAGGGGAGCUCAUUUUCAGAGCGCAUGAUUGUGUUAGAGGGGCUUCACUAGACUGUCACCGGUCAGACUGAGACACACAGUAAAGCCAUUUGAACCACGCCUUUUAAAAGUAGAUAAUCCACAAAAGAAGAGACGGGGAGGAUUUCUUUUCUUUUUUUUUUCUUUUCCUUUUGGUGCCUAACUACCCUUGCUUGAGUUUUUUUCAAAGGGGAAGUGGUUUUAUUUUUUUGAAGAGGACUCUCCUGUGGAACCGAGCGGCGGUGAUGUUCCGCUGUCCGCUUGUCUGUGCGUAAAAAUAAAAGUUUAACACACCAAGGAGAUCAUUUGAGAGGUCUGGGAGCUCAGCAAACUCUCCACUAUAGUCUCCGGGAAUUGUAAAGCUCAUACGGGACGCCCAACAGGAGAAGGAUAUACAUAUAUAACUUUUUCUUUUUUUUUUUUUUGUGGAGAGACACGGAGGCGGUUUGGUCUCACGAAGAGCGGAGGAAUCCUCUUCGCUGUGCCGGGAGGAGUGCACGCUGCGCUGGGUAGCAGACUGACCCAAAGGACGGCGACUCGGAGACAAGGUUAUGAGGGAACUGAGCUGAACAUGGAGCUUUUCUGGAUUUUGUUAUUUUCUAGUGUCUGUCCUCUCGUCUGGGGCCAAGGUGUUUACGCUCCAGCCAACGCCCAGAUUGUGCACUCAGGCGCAGCAUGUAACGUCAAGGAUGAUAACAUCAGUGAGAGAAUUUACACCAUCAAAGAAGGAGACACGCUAGUGCUUCAGUGUAUUGUUAAAGGACAUCCACGACCACAGGUACGGUGGACGAAGACGGCUGGCAGUGCAUCAGACAAGUUCCAGGAAACAUCCAUCUACAAUGAGACGCUGCGCAUUGAGGGCAUCCAGAGGGUGCAGGGGGGUCGCUACUACUGCAAGGCCGACAACGGGGUGGGGGUGGCUGCCAUCAAGUCCAUCCGCGUAGAUGUGCAGUAUCUCGACAUACCAGUUCUGACGGUGCACCAGACCAUCAGCGACGUGCGUGGCAGUUACUAUCAGGAGAAGACGGUGUUCCUGCGUUGCACCGUCAACUCCAACCCUCCUGCACGGUUCAUCUGGAAACGUGGGAACAUGCUCAUUGAACAGAGCAAGGACAACGGAGUGGACAUCUAUGAACCGCUUUACACUCAGGGUGAGACCAAGGUGCUGAAGCUGAAAAACCUAAGACCCAAGGACUUUGCUGAUUACACGUGCCAGGUGUCAGUCCGCAAUGUGUGCAACAUCGAAGAUAAGUCGGUCACCUUCAGGCUCACCAAUGCCACAACUCCCCCAAUGAUCCGGCUAUCAGUAAACGACACGGUGGUUGUGGACCCUGGUCAGGAUGUGCUCUUUACCUGCGAGGUGACUGCAGGUUUCCCUCUCCCCACUGUGACGUGGUCGCGCUACCCUGGCCCCCUUCCCCUCAGUGCCCAAGUCAGAGGGCCAACGCUGAUUUUGCGGGCUGUCACACCGGCCGACGCAGGCUUCUACAACUGUACGGCUGUCAACAAUGUGGGCAACCCUGCUCGCAAGAACGUCAAUCUUGUUGUCAGGACGAUGAGAAACUUGACCUUCCAGAUUACUCCAGACUCUAACAAGGACAGCGAGACCAUCCAAAUGGGUCGAGACCUCAAGCUGUCAUGCCACGUUGAUGCCACCCCACAGGACAAGGUCAACUACACCUGGUACAAAAACGGUGCCCCUGUCUUCAACUCGGAUAGCCUGAUCCUGCUACGCAGUGACCCAGACAUGGCACCCGGCACCAGCAGCUUGGAGAUUGUGGACCUGAAGUUCAGAGACUUGGCUACUUACAGCUGUAUGGCGAACUUCCCAGGUAGCAGAGUGAUAGAGCUCCGUGUGGAUGUCAACAUUUCUCAGAACAGCGUCUCUCCUCCAGUGCUGGGGGUUCCACCAGGCGGUCAGGUGGUCAGUGUGCGAGAGGGAGGUAAUGUUGAUCUGGUGUGUUUGGUGGUGGAUGGCAAACCACGUCCACCUAUACUGUGGUCACGGACAGAAAAGGACCUACUGAUGCCGGGAGGGAAGACCAUGAUUGAGACGCCUGAUGGCCGUUUGAGGCUAAAGAACGUCAGUCGGGACAUGAUGGGACUGUACCGGUGCCAGACUGCUCCAUACAACGGGUUAAACAUCAAACGUAGAGAGACACAGGUGCAGCUCAAGGUGCAGUAUCCUCCCAUACUGGAUCCAGUCUUCCAAGAUGUGCGUUCUAGGAAUUAUCAGAUGGUGACCUUGCGAUGCACAGUCCUGCGGUCAAACCCACCAGGCCUAACAGACAUCCGCUGGUUCCGUAAUGGCGAUUUCAUUCGUAUGCCCAUGCCAGACCUGAAGGAGACGCCGGAGCUGAAGUUUAAACUGGAACCCAUCAACAACGGCUCUUAUGAGUGCCGAGUCAGCAAUAGUGCAGGAACAUCAACGUGCACAUAUAACGUCUCUGCACAACCCUACAAUGCUGAGUUCUACUUCGACACACCCAACCCAGUCCGAAUCCUAAAAGGAAACAACUAUUCCUAUAAUCUGCAGUGGACACAGAAAGAUCCUGAGGCCACAGACCGUAUCAUAGGCUACUGGGUUAAUAUCAGAAAGAACAAGCAGAACCUGCUGUCAAAGCAGAUAGAUCUCAAAGGAAAGGAGCCGGAGAAGGGUGUGCUGCUGUCCCACACCAUAUCAGAUCUGAGAAUCCCUCUUUCCUACGAGGUCAGACUGGCACCCAUCACCACCUACAGCACUGGGGACUACAUCAGUCGCAUCAUUCAGUAUUCAGAACCCUACACCUACCCAAGACCUUCAGACCAUGUGUGUGGUUUUGAGGAUGAGCGGAUCUGUGGUUUCUCUCAAGACCGGGGUGACGUCUUUGAUUGGACGAGACAGAAUCAUCUGACGCAGAAUCCCAAGCGAUCUGCCAAUACUGGCCCUGAGACUGACCGCAGUGGAACCAAGGAGGGCUACUACAUGUACAUUGAAGCAUCACGGCCGCGUGUUCAGGGAGACAAGGCUCGUCUUCUUUCUCCACUUUUUAACGUGACCUCAGUCAAGGGCCCCAAGGGCUCCGGCAGAGUUCCAUACUGUGUGUCCUUCUACUAUCACAUGAAGGGCAAGCAUAUUGGCACACUCAAUGUACUUCUGAGAGUAAGAAGUAUUGCCUCUGUGGACUCGGCGGUGUGGAUGAAGUCUGGUGAUCAGGGUCCAGACUGGAAGAAAGCAUUCUUCGACAUAAGCCCCAGUGGACCCUUCCAGAUUGUGUUUGAAGGAAUUCGAGGUCCAAGUUUCGAGGGAGAUAUUGCCAUUGAUGAUGUGUCCAUCACCGUAGGAAAGUGCAAGCAGGACACUGUAGCCAGCGCAGGUAAGACAGUUCUGAUCGGUGGAUCACACUCGCUCCCAUUGGCCAGCUGGCUGACCUUUGGCCUAUCCUGCUUCCUGUCACUACUCUACAGAUGAUGAGCACUUCCUACAACACCACCUGUCUGUAGUGACAGACACUGCCCUGAAUCGCGCUCUUUUACUUCUCUCUCUACCCUCCUCUAGUCCUUUCCUCUAUUUACCUGUCUCCUUGACUGUCUGUCCUUCUCCACUUGCCUUUCUAUCUUUUAUGCAUCCAUUUCAUCCUUCUUGCUUAGAUAAAUAGUAACACAUAGUCUUUGUCUAGUUUUUUUCCUUCUCUGCCUUCUUUUAACCUUUCUCGUCCAGACACUCAGUAUAACCAACGGAUACUGUAUUUAGGGUGAACAUACUUAAUGAUCUUUGACAGUCGAAAUUCACACUCCUUUGUCAGUCUAUUAAUCUGAUUAGAUUCACGUAAUCCAUGUCGGCGUGUCACUUUGUCACCUUUUCCUCCCCCUUCAUCAACCCUUCUUCAUCCACAUGUGCACCCUCUCAUGUAUCUUCACUCCCUCGAACCGUAAUCCUCAACGCCCCUUCCACCCUAUUCCCCAGACACACCAAAGUGUCGGACACUCUACCAAAGAUGACAAAGGACCUGAGGGAAUAAAACGAGAAAACAGGGAUUCCAGGAAGAAAGAGAAAGAGGGGAAAAAUCCUUCUUUUUCACAAUGACCGUCUCCCUUCCAACCCAACUUUUGGGAACAUGGGAGCUGCUGAAUGAAAAAAGAGACAGAGGAAAAAAAAACUGAUGAAUGAAUGACUGAAUAAACAAAUGAAUGGUGAGGAAAGGACAAACCAGAAACAGAGGGAAAAAGAAGGGCACUCCUGGUAGCCUCUCUGCUUGCCCUCUGCUUGCCACAAGAGACGAACCUCAGUGCGGAUUAUACGUGUACAUUUAUCUCUCUAUAUAUUGAAUAUAACAAAGUUUAAACUAAAACACAACUAGGACAGUGGAGGACUUUACAAAGUGAAAUUAAAGAAGCACAACGUUUAUACAACCUCUGCUGUUCCUUUGGGUUUUAUUCUACUUAUUAUGUGAUGUUUCAAUUUGUCAGACCUAUUCAGUGUUUUUGAUGUUUUAAUUUUUUUGUUUUGUUUUGUUUAUGGCAUUUUAAGGGUCAAGGGCAAUGGGUAAUAAAGUAUUAUAUUAAUAUUUAUGAAAGGAAGAGAAGAUGAUUUGUGAUCCAGAAUCUGAAUUGAACACGAGGAGGAAAAUGCAAGGAUGACCCAAGCCACCUGGAUAGAAACCUCAACUUUGCUUCGCACACACACAAACACACACACAAACACACACACACACAAAUGCACACUCAGUUUUCCUUGCUGACAUCACAGUUGGGCGCUCAGCUCACCCUCUGCCUCAAACACGUCUCAUCUGUGAAUGACCUAGAGGGGCGACCAUGGAUGGUACAUGCAACAUUCAAAUUUCUGCUCCCUCACCAUGAACUUCCCAUCACUGGACACCAUGACUCCGAAAUAGAGUUGCUGGACAUGUCUCUAAAAAAAGAGAAGCAUGGUGUGGUACAGGGGGCGCAGAGAAGAGCAGUGAGGUCAGUUGAAUAUAUGAUUAGAGAGUGCUUCUUUCUCCACAGGUUAUUGAAUGUCAUGUAUGAAUUUGCCAUACACUUAGGAGUGAAAGAUGGAGAAGAGUAGCAGUAUCUGACAGGCGUGCAGUGUGGAUUGCAUAUCAGAUUCUCUGUCAUUGUUUAAUUAACGUUGAAUGUCUGUAGUGUAAACAGUUUUCAUAACCACAUAGAUAUGAUUGUUAAAGUUAAGCAAUACUCAUAUCUAUAGAUCUAUAUACAAUAGUUUAUGAUUACAUUUAAGAUAGCAGUUCAGUCUGCUUAAAACCUUGUUCAAAACUCAUGAUAAUGGGUACAUCACGCUUCAUUUUUCACCAUUCAUAAAGUUUCACAACAGCUGUAGCUAUUUUAAUCCAUUCAAGGGCGAAUAUGUUUGCAUUUCGCUCUAUCAUGCUUCAACUCAUUCACCAGUCACCUUGUUCCAGUAACUGAUCUGCUUGUGUUUGCUGACUUGCUUCAUUACCAUGUGCAUUACAUGUCAAUCAGUCCUUUCAACAUUGUAUGUACUUUUGUCUAUGUUAUGUUAUUUUGACUUGAUCAAUGCACCAUUUAUUGUUUGUUUAUUUGUUUGUUUUUCUUUAUCAUGGUUGGCAUAAAUUGUAUCGAUUAUUUCCUAAUCAUAACUUCUACAUAGCAUACAGAAAUGAUGUGCCUGUUUGGUUUGCCCAGUCUGGUAUGAUAGGCACUUUCCAUGUUAAGGCAUGUUUGGUAGAUCUGUCAACAGUAGUGUAUUAUAAGAACAUGGAAGCCCUGUGAAACCUGCUGUGCGCAAACUCUCAAUAUAAAAUGUUUUAUGUAUCUUAGCUUUAUCUCUCUCAUCAUAAAUGUGCUUUGGUACAAUGAGUGCACCUGAUGGCAGGUUGUACCUGAAUGAUACAAACUAUGUAAGAAGUGAAUUCAAGUGACAUGCUUUCUUGUAAAUGUAGCUUGUUCAUUCUGCAACCUUUUAUAAUCUCAAAAUUCCCAUGUCAUUUUCUCAAAAGACAACAUCAUAAAACAUGUUUUAUGUUUGGUAUUCAUUGCAAUACCUCCAAUUCCAUCAGCCUACAUGGCUAAUAGGGAAUUGGCUACAUGUGAUAUUUAUAUCAGCUUAUGUUGUACAGUAUCAUGAGCAUUAUUAAGCACUAAAGCGGCACACUGUGGGUCAGUACAUAACCCAUGUAAAAAUACAUUUUAGAAAUAUCAUUAAGCAUUGAUGUGCAUGGCAUUUCAUCAUGCUAACAGUCAAAUAUUUUCUCGUGUUACCUCAUAUUUCAAUGACAGUAGUAACAGGGGAAACACUACCAUUGGUAUUGCAUUCAGACAUGUGACAGCUGCAAAUUAACAGACAGAGUGCUGUGGAACUGUAAUCUUUGUCAUAUUUCCAAAAUGACACACACACACACACACACACACACACACACACACACACACACACACACACACACUUUGGCUGUGUUUUGACUUUAUGUGGCAAUUUUUACAUGACAUUCAAAGGGGAAACAUUGUAUUAUUUUAACCCACAUGCAAAUAGAAAUAGUAAAGCAUAACAUACCAUAACAGUCCAACUCAUUACUUAGCUUUACAAUUAUCGUUAUGUUGAUGUUACACCAGUAACGUGGCAAUAAAUUGUCACUUUUUACCACUAUGUAUUAAAAUCUGUGUCAUGUGGAAAUAUGGCAAGGUUGCAAAGUAACUGGUACUGUAGCCAUCUACUCCUGAAAGAGAGGAACUUUUUUUGUUUUGUUUUUUUCCAAAAACUAAUCAACAAAAUUCUUUAAAACUGGCAAAAGUUCAAUCAUUUAUGAUGAGUUAUCUUAAACAGUGCUUGGUUACCAUUUGAU